Messenger RNA from Oppiella nova, 1499 nucleotides. The record is from the annotation of a GenBank genome assembly. NCBI's taxonomy places the organism in Eukaryota, Metazoa, Arthropoda, Arachnida, Sarcoptiformes, Oppiidae.
AACAGAUUAUAAAAAUGAAAAUCCUAUUAUUCAUAGCAUUGGUGUCUAUAGUGAGCGCACAGUUUGACGAUUUUGAUAUCGAAGACUAUAAAGAUGUGGUCAAUUCACGAAACUUUACGGGAAAAGUAGUUUUGGUGACCGGUUCCAGCUCUGGCAUCGGGGAGGGGAUCGUCAAACUGUUCUCUAUAUUAGGAGCCAAUGUUGUGGUCACCGGUAGGAAAGAUACAGAAGUCCAGAAAGUAGCCAAAGAAGUGGAGGAAUUGUCACCAAAGAAACUAAAGCCGUUACAAUUGGUCGGAGAUCUCACCAAAAGUGAAGUCAUCACCACUUUAAUCGCAAACACUAUCAAAACUUUUGGCAAAUUAGAUGUUUUGGUGAAUAACGCCGGCAUUUAUCCCGUGACAGAGAUUCAUCAAAAAGAUUUAUUACAAGUUUGGGAUCAGGUCUUCAACAUAGACUUGAGAGCAGUCGUGGAACUGAUCCACGAAUCGGUUCCACAUUUGGAGAAAACUAACGGCACUAUCAUUGAAAUCUCGAGUAUCGCUGGCAUUCAACCCAUAUCGACUUCACUGGCAUACUGUCCCGCAAAAGCCGGCUUAGAUAUGUUGACUCGAGUACUGGCCCUCGAAUUGGGACCCAAAGGCAUUCGUGUCAACACUUUGAAUCCUGGUGUUACUAAUGUAGCAAAAGUGGACUCCGAUAGGACUAUAGACGAUAUCAUACCAUUGCAUAGAGUGGGACAACCAUUAGAUAUCGCCAAAGGGGUGGCAUUCCUGGCCUCAAGUGAUGCCUCAUUUAUAACCGGCGCUAAUCUGGUGGUCGACGGCGGACUCGUCUACAAUUUGGGCGCACUUUUUGUUAGGGCAAACUUUGGUGACUUCGAUGUCGAUGACUAUAAGCAAGUAACAAAGUCUCGUAAUUUCACGGGCAAAGUGGUGGUGGUGACCGGAUCCAGUGAGGGCAUCGGACACAGUAUUAUAGCCCUGUUCUCCAUACUAGGAGCUCAUGUAGUCGUCACCGGUAGGAACGAGACAGUGGUUAAGGCUGUGGCCAAAGAGAUGCAACACUUAUCGCCAUAUCAUCUGAAGCCGUUGGAGUUUGUCAUGAAUUUUGCCGAAAGCGAACACAUCCAGGAACUGGUGGUCAAUACCACCGACACCUUUGGGAAGAUUGAUGUGUUGGUGAAUGCGGUGGACAUCAGCACUGCUACGGACAUCACCAGCAGAAACCUGUUGAAGGUUUGGGACAUUAUUUUUAACGUCAACUUAAGGGCAGUCGUAGAACUCAUUCACUACUCGGUUCCACACCUCAUGAAGACUAACGGGACAGUCAUUAACGUGUCCAGCAUUGGCGGCAUCGCACCGGUAGCUUAUUUAACCAGUUAUUCUAUCGCCCCAUACCUGGCCUAUGCACCGGCAGAAUCGGCACUGGAUAUGAUGACCCGGGUAUUGGCUCUCGAGUUGGGACCCAAAGGCAUACGAAUUAACACAAUUUCGUGA